Messenger RNA from Zea mays, 4954 nucleotides. RefSeq names its product mannan endo-1,4-beta-mannosidase 8. Gene Ontology annotation, biological process: polysaccharide catabolic process. The record is from RefSeq and is a predicted model, not a curated record. Gene Ontology annotation, molecular function: mannan endo-1,4-beta-mannosidase activity. Lineage: Eukaryota; Viridiplantae; Streptophyta; Magnoliopsida; Poales; Poaceae. The transcript has 6 exons. Bases 179 to 1462 code for a protein of 427 amino acids.
GGUGAAGGACGGGCCGGGGACGUGAAGUCGACGUGGUUCGGUUGGACUUUCUUUUUGCCGCUGCUCGGUAGGCCCCACGUGUCAGCCUCCAAACAAGAGCAAGCUUCGAGAUGCCCCCGUUGGGGGCGGGCGUUGACCCGCCGACCGGACCCACCCCACACAGUCCACACCCAGACCCAUGGAAUCGACGUGGGAGUGGAACAGCCAGACGUGCCCUCGCCUGGCGGCGCCACCGCUCCGAGCGACGCCGCGCGUGCCGCUCCUCCGCUGCGUCCUCCUCGUUGCCUCCUGCAUCCCCCCCGCCAUGCCGCCGGUCGCCGACGAGGGCGAGUGGGCGGCGGUGGAGCGCCGGGGCCCGCACCUUUGGGCGUCGGGGCGGCCCUUCGUCGUCCACGGCUUCAACACCUACUGGCUCAUGUACUUCGCGGCCGACCCCGCAACGCGCGCCGCCGUCACCGCCGCCCUCGCGGACGCCGCCCACUCGGGGCUCAACGUGUGCCGCACCUGGGCCUUCAACGACGGGGGGCACCGCGCGCUGCAGCUCAAGCCCUUCUCCUACGACGAGGAGGUCUUCCAGGCAUUAGAUUUCGUGAUCAGCGAGGCAAGAAACCAUAAGAUGAGACUGAUACUGUCACUGUGUAAUAACUGGGAAGAUUACGGAGGUAAGGCACAGUAUGUAAGGUGGGGAAAGGAGGCUGGCCUGGAUCUUACUUCCGAUGACGACGCUUUCUUCUCUCACGCCACAAUCAAGAGCUACUAUAAAGCUUUUGUUAAGGCUGUUUUGACAAGAAAAAACACAAUCACAAAUGUCGCCUACAUGGAUGACCCUACGAUUCUUGCCUGGGAGCUGAUUAAUGAGCCACACUGCCAUUCCGAUCCAUCAGGCGACACAUUGCAGGCAUGGAUAGAAGAGAUGGCGUCUUAUGUGAAGGAUAUAGACCCUGUGCACCUUUUAGAGAUCGGUGUUGAAGGGUUUUAUGGUCCGUCGACUCCAGAACUUCUGCACGUGAACCCAGAUGCUUAUUCUGGAACUAUUGGGACAGAUUUUAUCAGGAACCAUCAUGCACUGGGAAUUGAUUUGGCUUCUGUUCAUAUUUAUUCUGACAAUUGGUUGACUCACUCUGAAGAGGUCAGUCACCUCCAUUUUGUGAAAACCUGGAUGCAACAGCAUAUUGAUGAUGCAGCCAACUUGCUUGGGAUGCCAAUUCUGAUCGGGGAGUUUGGGGUAUCGCUUAAGGAUGGAAAGUUUGGCCAUAAGUUUCGUGAAGCUUUCAUGGAUACAGUCUACAACAUUUUUUUGCGCUCUUGGAAGACUGGGGUGAUUGGAGGAGGCUGCCUUGUUUGGCAGCUUUUCCCUGAAAGCGCUGAGCACAUGGAUGAUGGUUAUGCAGUUAUUUUUGCAAAAUCACCAGAAACCACAUUAAAAUUACUUGCAGAUCACUCGAGAAGUCUGGAAUCUUGACAAUCUGUUGCCUCCCUAAUUACACAAGUAUAUGACAGAAUCCAUGCUAUAAGGGUUUGCAAACCAAAAACAUGUCUCAGAAAGUUCAGUUUGUAAAUUGCAAGGCACGUGUGAGUAUGACACAAUAAUAUGUACUGGUCUCUGGAUCUAAAAAAUAAUGUUUUUUUCAUGCAAAUGAAAGGCUAGAUAUGGAACUUUGGAAUGAAAUUCCCUCUGCCAUGCCCUUACCGAAUUGCAUUCCAACAAUAUCCUUAUACAAAUGAAGUAAUAAUUUCUUUGUCACGUAUAAACGGUGUAUGAUCCUUUACACGUCAUGAGGCGAUUGUAUAUUAUGAAACUAUUUGAAGUGAAAAUUCUAUUGUUCAUUAUCUGAGAACUUUUAGGGUGUCAGAAGUUUGCUUCCUUUAUAUUUGAUGAAAACAAGAACUCUUGAAUUACUCAAAAGAGAAAAAUAAUAACUCUUUAAACGUAUCAGUUAGAUUAACAACGAGUGGCCAAAACUACAUAUUCUUAUCCAUCACCGGUGCAGUUAAAAGUGCUUCCAAAGUAGCAUCUAUAUUUUACAUAUUUUUAUCCAGACAUGUAAGAACUUUUGGAAUGGAAAUUAUAAGGCUCUGACUUUAGUGAAUUGUUCAAAAAACUGAAGGUAAGUGUUUGCGCUAAGCGAUGUUUUACUUGCAGUCUUGCAUCAUUAAACCACAUUUGCAGAUAUGACUUGAAGAAUCACUGAGAAGCAUGUUUGACAAAUCUGAGGUCGUAAAUCUUGUGGUGAUUAUUGUUUGUGGGUAGUGUUACAAGAAUCCGGGCAACCCCAGUCUGUAGCUUUCUGCAUUUAUGCAUCAUAGAGAUUUGACUAUUAAAUUAAACAGCUGUUCUGGUGCAGAGAAGAAGGGACUGUGAUCUGUAUCUAUGGCCAAAACCUCGCUGGGUGGCCACUUCUUGAUCAUGGAAUCUUGCUGUUGAGGAUCCAGCAUGUGGUCACGCUGCAUCUUUAUGAAAAUUCGUUUGAUUCGGUUCAAUCUUUCAUCAUCUCCUUCGAAGCUUGCUGUACUGAUAGCUGUUGCAGGCCACGGACGCAUCAGCAUUGAAGCAAGUACUGAUUCCUAUACCAGAUAAAAAUAAGGAUGCAAGACGAAAAUAAGGAUGGCUUUGUUGUGAUAGUCGAUCACGCUGGAAUUCUGGCCUCAAGGAAAUGGUUGUUGGAGGAUCAUCUGCUCCCGCACCAAGUGUCAACUCAAUCUCGUUCUCAGGCAAAGUUGGUAACCCCUGUUACAUGUUAAUAUAAGAAGUAUGUAAUAAUCAUACAUUGUAUUGUAACAGAAGAUUAGUUGCAGUGAAUUCACCACGACCUAAGGUAAGUUCAUAUAGUCGUUUCAGAGUUCUUCUAAAAUUCCGUCAACUUUCUCUUUCUUGUCUACUAUGCAUUUGACUAUGCUAACAGUGAGUCAGUCUUUUAGGUAACUAGGUUCCUAGUUGACAUUAUCCACCGUAUUACCCUACUUUUGAUCAAACACAUUUUAGUAGCUACUGCAACUAGGUGGACCCAUGCUCAUAUGAGUUAUUACAUUUCCUUUUCUAUAAUAAAAACCUUAAUGUUUGCACUGUAUGUAUAUGUUUGUUUGAUGUGUAGUCUAUGGCUUAUAUUUUUUUUAUCAUUUGCCAGGAGAUCUAUGCUUUAUAAAGAGGACAAACAAACUCUUCAAAACAUUACAUCUUUCUUAUCUUCAUCAGCUUGAAAUCCAAAUGGUAGCAUUGUAGCUGCCACAAAAAAUGCUUGGCUGAUUCUGUCAACAAAUUCGUGCAUUGCAUGAAUCACACUCAGCCCUCCAGCACCAUGUCCGAUUAGAAUCACCUAGAAUAGGACUGAAAUGGGUUAGCAUGCAUGGUCAUCAAUUUUCAACAUUAUUCUUAAAUAGAUCCUUGACUUCCUUAUGUACGUUUGCUGGGGUCACAUAAUUUCCAACUUUUUCUUGUAGAACACAGGUAUAAGGUAUUUUUCAGGUGUUAUCCUAGAUAAAAUGUCAAGGAUCAUGACUUUGUUAUGAAUAGCAUUUGCAUUCAUUAUGAGACACUAAGGCCGAUAUAUAUAUACACCGGUACAGGAGGGAAAAUAUACAGUAAACCAAUUAUACAAUGGGGAAAUACAAGAAGAUAGAUACAUCUAGCAGACUUAAGCACAUGUUUUAAGAUUUAUUUAAAAUAGGUUGCACCUACUUUUGUGCAAUCUAAUACACCUUUUAUUCAAAAUGGCAUGAAACAUUUGGCUUCUGGUCAUUUACAUUGCAACCCGUAGUAAUGAUAUUAUAGAUUAUGCCAACAUAUUACCUAAUUACCACUUAUAUUAAAUGUGUUGGCAAAAAAGGAAGAAUACACGUACCUUCUCCCCCUCCGGCAAGGUUGAAAUGAGGUCUAUGAGUGGCUUGUCGUACUGCUGGAACGACCGGAUUGUGUUGGGGUCAGUAGGAUCGACGCCGCCUCCGGCUAGGUCAAUGCAUGUAACAUGGUAGCCAGCACCCUCAAGGAGCCAGCGGAGCUUGAACCAGCACCAGGCUCCAUGCCCUUCACCAUGAACAAGCACAAAGUGCUCCUUCGCUGCCAUUCCCAUCAGUCUGGCCUCUCUCUGCCUACCGAUCUAACAAGUUUAACGAUUUGAUGGGCAUGAGGCAGGGGAGCUGCAUUUUCGUGGACAAUCCAAAUUAUGUCAAACCGACAAGGCUUCCGGUGAUUCCUAUUGUAAAUAGAGGGUCUCAGGACUGGAGGAGCCUGCAUUUCUGGCAUGCAGAGUUGCCUAAUAUGGUAGAUGAUCGGGAUAUAGUGUGUGGACCAGCUAGUUUUCCUCCUUUCUUUCCUUGUGUGUGACUGAGAGUGGUAUAUAUUUAGCCUUCUCACCUCAUGGUUUUUCCUCCUUUUUUUUAUAUUGAUAGAUGAAUGAUAACUUGAUUGGCUUACAUAUAGCACCACUGAAAGAACAGAACAGGUGGAACCUCCAACGGGACUACGAUACACCAUCGCUUACAGAUCACAAUGACUUGAGGAUCAGCUCGCUCCGGCGUGGAGGAGAAAGGGCUGUGGUCAAGUGUCCAUUACCACCACCUUGCUCGGCAGCCACAGUCGAAUCACCGCCUCGUCCUGGUGCUCCGGCUUCACCAUGUGGUCAUUGGCUGUCUUUAUGUACACCCGACGCACUGUGUCAAGUGUCAACUGAGCUCUCGGCAAUGUCAGUAGAAGCCAUUCCUAUGAUCUGAACUGUAGAAGCCCUUCCUAUGAUCUGAAGGCAAGUUGGCAUCUUGGCAUCAAAUAGUUUCAUCAGUUUCUCAGAGAAGUUGGAAAUAUUUGCAGCAAUUUAGUUUUGUCAUAUUCUUUUGUUAUGGUGUAUGGAUAUUGCAUAUUAUUGUUGUAAAUUUGUUCAUAUCUAGUAUAGUGACAAUUAUUAAUACCACAAUGUUGGUAGUCUCUUGGUCAAAAUUGAUCAUAUUGUCGGUAUACUGGUAA